Molecule: messenger RNA, 4065 nt
Organism: Propithecus coquereli (Coquerel's sifaka)
Lineage: Eukaryota; Metazoa; Chordata; Mammalia; Primates; Indriidae
Gene: TMEM63A
Product: transmembrane protein 63A
Exons: 21
Coding region: 80-2443 (787 amino acids)
Cellular component (GO): plasma membrane
Molecular function (GO): nucleic acid binding; calcium-activated cation channel activity
Source: RefSeq, a predicted model, not a curated record
CCCGCCCGGCCGGGUCGGGCAGGCCACUCCUCAGGUGCGCUCGCCGCGCCAGGCCGCCGCCGCAGGGAGGACAACCGUGAUGACCGACUCCCCAUUCCUGGAGCUGUGGCAGUCCGAGGCGGCGUCCACCCGCGAGCGCCUGGGCCUCGGGGACCGGCCCAAUGACUCUUACUGCUACAACUCGGCCAAAAACAGCACCGUGCUCCAGGGGGUCACCUUCGGUGGCAUCCCCACUGUCCUGCUUAUAGAUGUCAUCUGCUUUCUGCUUUUAAUCUUGGUGUUUUCCAUCAUAAGAAGAAGAUUCUGGGAUUAUGGCCGCAUUGCCCUGGUGUCAGAAGCAGACAGGACAACCGUGAUGACCGACUCCCCAUUCCUGGAGCUGUGGCAGUCCGAGGCGGCGUCCACCCGCGAGCGCCUGGGCCUCGGGGACCGGCCCAAUGACUCUUACUGCUACAACUCGGCCAAAAACAGCACCGUGCUCCAGGGGGUCACCUUCGGUGGCAUCCCCACUGUCCUGCUUAUAGAUGUCAUCUGCUUUCUGAGCUAUCAGCGUGUUGUGUCUUUGAGGCCCUUGGGAAAGGUCCGUCUCACCGGGAUUGAUUACAUCGGCCUCCCAAAGACACAGGUGUUGGAAGCCAAUCCCUGUCCUCUCUGUUUGCAGGGAUGCUGCCCCUGGCUGACGGCGAUCUUCCGCCUGCACGACGACCAGAUCCUGGAGUGGUGCGGGGAGGACGCCAUCCACUACCUGUCCUUCCAGAGGCACCUCAUCUUCCUGCUGGCGGUGGUCAGCUUCCUGUCGCUGUGCGUCAUCCUGCCCGUCAACCUCUCGGGAGACUUGCUUGACAAAGACCCGUACAGCUUUGGGAGGACGACCAUAGCAAACCUGCAGACCGACAAGGACCUGCUCUGGCUGCACACCGUGCUCGCCGUCAUCUACCUCCUCCUCACCGUGGGCUUCAUGCGGCACCACACGCGGUCCGUCAAGUACAAGGAGGAGAGCCUGGUGAGGCGGACGCUGUUUAUCACAGGACUCCCCAGAGAUGCCAAGAAGGAGGCUGUGGAGAGCCACUUCCGGGACGCGUACCCCACGUGUGAGGUGGUGGAUGUUCGGCUGUGCUACCACGUGGCCAAGCUGAUGCACCUGUGCAAGGAGAGGAGGAAGACUGAGAAGAGCCUGACCUAUUACUCGAGCCUGCAGGCGAAGACGGGCCAGCGCACCCUCAUCAACCCCAAGCCCUGCGGCCAGUUCUGCUGCUGCGAAGUGCGAGGGUGUGAGUGGGAGGACGCCAUCUCCUACUACGCGCGCAUGAAGGACCGGCUGCUGGAGAGGAUCACGGAGGAAGAGCGCCACGUCCAGGACCAGCCCCUGGGAAUGGCCUUCGUCACCUUCCAGGACAAGUCCAUGGCCACCUACAUCCUGAAAGACUUCAACGCCUGCAAGUGUCAGGGCCUUCGCUGCAAAGGCGAGCCCCAGCCGUCCUCCUACAGCAGGGAGCUCUCUGCCUCCAAGUGGACGGUCACCUUCGCUGCUUACCCCGAGGACAUCUGCUGGAAGAACCUCUCUAUCCAGGGCCUGCGUUGGUGGCUCCAGUGGCUGGGCAUCAACUUCAUUCUCUUCGUGGGGCUGUUUUUCCUGACCACACCCUCCAUCAUCCUGUCCACCAUGGACAAGUUCAACGUCACCAAGCCCAUCCAUGCGCUGAAUGACCCGAUCAUCAGCCAGUUCUUCCCAACCCUCCUGCUGUGGUCCUUCUCAGCCCUGCUCCCAUCCAUCGUCUACUACUCCACGCUGCUGGAGUCCCACUGGACCAAGUCAGGGGAAAACCGGAUCAUGAUGACCAAGGUCUACAUAUUCUUGAUCUUCAUGGUGCUGAUCCUGCCCUCUCUGGGCCUCACCAGUCUGGAUUUUUUCUUCCGGUGGCUCUUUGACAAAACUUCCACGGAGAGCACCAUCAGGUUGGAGUGCGUCUUCCUGCCCGACCAGGGCGCCUUCUUCGUGAACUACGUCAUCGCCUCGGCCUUCAUUGGCAACGGCAUGGAGCUGCUGCGGCUGCCCGGCCUCAUCCUCUACACCUUCCGCAUGAUCAUGGCCAAGACGGCCGCCGACCGCAGGAACAUCAAGCAGGUGCCACCCGCUGGGCACGGAGCUGUGCCUCCGACUCCCUCCCCCAGCCCACGGGCCUCUCACCCCAGUGAGCCCGGCGUCUUCCCAGCAGAAGAACCAGCAGGUGACAAAGGAAUCGAGGCAGAGGCCCGAGAGCCUCCACCGUUCACACCCUACGUGCCUCGGAUUCUGAGUGGCUUGGCCUCGGAGAGGACAGCCCUGUCCCCGCAGCUGCAGCAGACCUAUGGUGCCAUCCACAACAUCAGUGGGACUCUCCCUGGAGAACAGUUGGCCCGGAGCCCUGCGGACGGUGUGGCCACUGCCCACUCGGAGGCCUGAGGGUGGGCGAGCUGCCGGGCUGGGCCAGGCUCGGGGGAGCCCGGGAGACGAGAAGACACACGUGGAGAAGUGGCUGGACUCCAACCCCAACCAAGUCCAUUGUUCUAAGCCCCCCUGCUCUGAAAAGAUGGAAGCAGAAAGACCAGGGCCUCCGGUCUUUGGCUGAAGGGGAAAGGGUCGAGAUGCCAGUCAGCGCCAUUGGGUGCUGGUGCCAGCAGCGGUGAGGGGAGGACAUGCAGCUCCCUGCCCUCACUGCUGACCUGAGGCUCUGCGCGUUUCCCAGCCCGCUGCCCACGAGCUCCUGGCUGUGGAGCUGGGGUGAUGUGUGCAGCGGUUUGCAGCCAAGAUCACGUGUUGGAUGUUUGCCCCCAGACCGAUCAGCCCUGGAGACUGUAUCUGGUAACGAGCGGGAAAGACCUCCUCCCUCUGAGCUCCCAAACACUGCCCGUCCUCUAGGCACACGCACAGUGGAUCCCCAAAGAGCCCCAGCAGCUGCGGCCCGUGCUCAGUCCUGCCCGGGCCCCAGCCCUCCCCGCGCUCCCAGGGCGGACCGUGAGGAGCGGGCUGAGGUAGCCAGGGCUCGCUUCUGCUGGCUCCUGCCAGCCGCGCGCACACCUCCACGUCCUGCUGCGGGCCUGUGUUCGUCAUGUUGUCAGGGACACUCUGACUGGGUCAGGGUCAAAGAGGACAGAGGACCACGAAUACAGUGCCCAUUGGACCACACAGGUGAGAUAUAGCCUCUGCCCACCCCUUCAGGUGGGUGGGGUCUAGGCAGGCUCCGUGCAGCUCAUCUGUGUCUGCUCCCGCCAAGGUGGAGGGGCAGGGCAGGGCCUCCUCGGAGCCAAGAAGAGGCGCAGCCGGUGUGCAGGGCAGGAGGAGGAGGGGUGUCUGGGCUGCCUGCCGUGCCCGUCCCAUUGCCCUUGAGCGGUGACCCAGGCAGGAAGGACAGGCCUUUUCCUUCCCGGUGGGAUUCUGGGGCUGGGAUGGGCUUUUGCCCAAGGAGCCUCAUCCCUGCUGCCUCCAGGGGCCAUCAAGGCCCACGCUGGAGUGGUGGGGGCGGGCAGGGGGGCGUGAGAGCCAUCGAAUGAUCUCAGGCUCCUUCUAUCCCAAUAGGGCUGGGUGCGGCAGGGCCCUGGUGGCCCUCCUCAGACCUGCCUGUGCUUGUCCCCUGGCCUGGCUGGGCCUGGGCUCCUCACAGCCUGGCCCCUCUUAAUGCUGACCUGCACCAGGGGUCACUCAGCCAUGAGGCCUCUGCUCUGAGAUGCCUGGCACUGGGAGGGAGUGGCCUAGUGCCGUGGGUCCUUUGGGGACCACCCUGGUGCAGUGUGGCCCUGGGCAGCAGAGGGCAGCCCUCCCCCAACACAGACAGCACACCGCCAGCUCUGCUCUGGAAGGGGGACCCGAUGUGGGGUCGGGGCACAUAAAUGUCAAAGGUUCCAGCUGGUCUCAGAAGUAAAAUCAUUUAUUAUCAAAGCCAUGUUGCGUACAUGGGAGUAUGUGGGCUCCCGGCACAGGCAGGGGACGGGGCAGACGCCACAGAGCUGGGGCACCUUCCCCAGGAAAAGCCUGGAGGGCGCCGGGGUGCGGCAUGGGAGUCACUGCCGCUCCAGCAGCGACACGAA